AUGGGUUGUGGCACAUCUUUUCCAGAUAGGGAUUCAGGGCAGCUAGGUCGACCUAAUUCAGAGAAUGGUGGAGGACAGGACGCUAAGAAUCUUCGUGUCAAGCUCGUCCUCUUAGGUGAUUCUGGUGUUGGUAAGAGUUGUAUUGUUCUGCGAUUUGUCCGUGGUCAGUUUGAUCCAACAUCCAAGGUAACUGUUGGAGCAUCUUUCUUGUCACAAACAAUUGCUCUUCAAGACUCUACAACAGUCAAGUUUGAAAUAUGGGAUACUGCUGGUCAAGAGAGGUAUGCUGCUCUUGCACCACUGUAUUAUCGUGGUGCAGCGGUUGCAGUUAUUGUCUAUGAUAUAACAAGCCCGGAAUCUUUCAGCAAAGCACAGUACUGGGUUAAGGAGCUACAAAAACAUGGAAGCCCUGAUAUAGUGAUGGCAUUGGUUGGUAAUAAAGCUGAUCUUCACGAGAAGCGAGAAGUGGCUGUUCAGGAUGGCAUGGACUAUUCAGAAAAGAACGGAAUGUUUUUUAUAGAGACAUCUGCAAAGACUGCGGAUAAUAUCAACGAACUGUUUGAGGACAUUGUUGACUAUGCUACUAGCAGGCUUCCCUACGAUGUUCUUGCUGCAUGA
Molecule: messenger RNA, 618 nt
Organism: Lathyrus sativus (Indian pea)
Lineage: Eukaryota; Viridiplantae; Streptophyta; Magnoliopsida; Fabales; Fabaceae
Source: the annotation of a GenBank genome assembly